GGAAGGGACGGUGUCACCGAGCUUGUCUAUAGUGCGUGAUAUCGACAAAAAAACAUUUUCAAGUUCAAAAGAUGCAAAGAGUACUGUUUGUAGCCCUUUUGGGAUGGAUUCAACUGGCUGCAACACAAGCUACGAAGUGUAACGGCCAUGAGGGACUAUGCAACCUCAGAUUCAACCAAGUCACAUUUGCAGGAACUCACAACUCUGGUGCAAAUAGAGUCAUGAAGUACGAUGCAAAGAUUUUCAUGGUUCCUGCUGGGUCCUGUUGGUACAGGAACCAGGAUUAUACUUUCCCAGGACAGUUAGAUUUUGGGAUCCGCUUUUUCGACAUUGAUACUUGCUCGAAAGGAGGAAAGGCAUGGACAUGUCACAGUGACGGUUAUGGACAGCCAUUGUCAGAGGUAAUAAGAGACAUAGCAAACUGGUUGAAUCACCCAGCACACAGGAACGAGGUGAUUGCCAUACGGUUCCAUGACCACAAGGGAAUCUCGGGCUUCGACAAGUUUGCACCACUCUUCCGAGAGCACUUCUCUGGAAAGGGCGGAAAGGUCGACGCCUAUCCGUCUACCAACAAAUGGCCAACUCUCGGAGAAGCCGUGGCACAAAAUAAGCGAGUGUUCAUUUUCAUGAGAGACGGGCUUUGUAACGCCAAUUGUAGGAGAUCGAAUCGAUACAUUCGACCGGCUUCAUACGCCGACACUUGGAUAGAACGAAAGCUCACAUCUAAGUGCAAUGGCAUGGUAGAAGAUACACGAAAGAAGUGUGAAAACGAAUACCGGGAUCUGAUCAUAGUAUCAGCAUUUGCUUCAGUUGGCCUCUGUAAUAGUGACUUGCAGAAAAAGUGUAACCCCUACAUCAGGCCCAGUGCCAUGGCCUGCUACAAUGAAAGGAAAAAGAAAGGAAAAACUGUCACCUUCUUGAUAGCAGAUUAUGUCAACCAAGCCAGGAGUAAUGAUGAUGUCGUCACUGUCGCAAGGGAACUUAAUGAAUUGAACAUGCGAAACAAGCGGUCUAUUUAAUUGUGUGAUUAUCUGAAAAUUUGAAUGUCAUCUCGGGGCUGGCCAAUAAAUUCUAUA
This is a messenger RNA of Lineus longissimus, 1076 nucleotides long. RefSeq lists its product as uncharacterized. Bases 72 to 1019 code for a protein of 315 amino acids. The record is from RefSeq and is a predicted model, not a curated record. Gene Ontology annotation, molecular function: phosphoric diester hydrolase activity. Lineage: Eukaryota; Metazoa; Nemertea; Pilidiophora; Heteronemertea; Lineidae. The transcript is spliced from 6 exons. Gene Ontology annotation, biological process: lipid metabolic process.